Geodia barretti is the source of this 459-nucleotide messenger RNA. The record is from the annotation of a GenBank genome assembly. Lineage: Eukaryota; Metazoa; Porifera; Demospongiae; Tetractinellida; Geodiidae.
AUGGCCGCAGAUUUGGGCCCCGACUGGACCAGGAAAUCCCAAUUCAGGGAAAUGGAGGGAAUCGUGUCCGAAGCUACAGUCAACGGUUUCCGUAUGUACUAUGAAACUCACGGCUCAGGAACCGCCUUGGCAAUGAUCCAUGGCGGCCUCGGCGGUGGCGAGGGCUGUGCCCAGAUGAUGGAACACCACGCCGCCACCCUGUCUGAUCGGUUCCAGGUCAUAUCCUACGACCGGCGCGCGGCCGGGCGUUCGGAGACCCCUGCCGAUGGUUAUUCCAUCCCUAACUAUGCCAAUGAUCUUCAUGUCCUCCUGGGACAUCUGGGUGUCAAUCGACCUGGUUCAUUUGACGGAAUUGUGAAAACCAUUCAGAGCUACCUUGAUAUCCAGGACCAACUGAAACCGGCUCACGAACUCGUUUAUGCCUUGAUGACGUGCCGCGAAAUGGGACAGUCGGAUUAA